CCAAGCAUAUAUUAUUUAAAGAAACAAGACGUUACAUUUGGAAUUAUGCUAAGCAGGAGUGUUAUGCUGUAUCAAAAUAUCUCUGUCACACUAUCUAUAAAAAAAAAAAUUCAUAGAAUAAAUAAAUAAACCUUCUUUCUCCUUUUACUCAUAAUGUCUCAACCUUAUUAUGGUCAACAACAAGGUGGUCAAUACUAUGGUCCACCACCGGGAAGUCAACCAGGUUAUUACCAGCCAGCUCCUCCCCCACAAACAAUCAUUGUUCAACAAGAAAGACCAAAGGAAAAUGAUCAUUCAUGCUGCUGGGGAUGUUUAAUAGCCAUGUGCGUUUGUUGUGCAUUAGAUGAAAUGUGUUAAAAUAUAGCAUAAAAGAUUUAUCUUUAUCAAUAAAUUCUUUAAUAUGAUU
Cokeromyces recurvatus is the source of this 406-nucleotide messenger RNA. RefSeq lists its product as uncharacterized. Lineage: Eukaryota; Fungi; Mucoromycota; Mucoromycetes; Mucorales; Mucoraceae. Bases 154 to 357 code for a protein of 67 amino acids. The record is from RefSeq and is a predicted model, not a curated record. The transcript is spliced from 3 exons.